GUCAACGUCUCUAGUUACCAUGGCAGCCAGUCUCCAUGGAGACAGAAAACGACAACGCCAAAGGUUCGAACUCUAUUAUGGAAUUUCUCGGAGUAUCAUCUUACCAAAACUUGCAGGCUUUGUCUGCGCUGUUAUCAACUCAGCAGGAGGAAGAUGAGGAUGAAGACUGUAAACAAAAUGCAACAGCCUAUGGACAGCUUGGUCCUGGACAAAUUGGCCCCCCUCCUAAAAAAGAAAAAGAAGUGUCUACUGCCUACACAAAGAAAAACAGUAAAGAUAUCUGGAGCGAGGAGGAGGUUGCUGAAGGCUCUCAGUAUGACGAUCUGGCUGACCUGAGACCACAACCUGAGUAUGAAAUUAUCCUGAAGCAGAGUGUUGGAACAGAGGAUUUGUUCCUGGGCUUAAGCCAGAAGGACCCAUCUUCAAUGUGCUGUGAAGCCAUGCUGGUUAAAAUAAAGCUACCCGACACAAAGACAAAAGAUGUCUUCUUGGAUUUAAAGGAAAAGUACCUGGAUCUGCGGACUCCAAAGUAUAAACUGGGUCUCCAUCUGCCCCAUCCCAUCCAGAAUCAAGAGGCCAAGGCUCAGUUCUUUAGCGACAGGCAGGAACUGGAGGUGACUCUACUGAUGAAGUGACCCUUGGACUUUAUCAACAUACAGUAAAAGAAGGAUAAAGGAAUUAUUUCAACUUUAAAGAUAAGCAAACAUCUUGGUGGGAAAGUUAGGAUUGCACACACUGGCUUGUUUAGUGCCUGAAAACAGUGACGGAAGUAAAUCCAAUUUAUUUCUAUAAAUUUUAAUUAAAUCUGGGCUCUUUUCCAUAUGCGAUCUCUGACUUCUUAAGAAAAAGUUAUAAUAAAUGUUUUCUGUGCAUCAGUA
Gambusia affinis (western mosquitofish) is the source of this 878-nucleotide messenger RNA. RefSeq names its product dynein axonemal assembly factor 6 (gene dnaaf6). Gene Ontology annotation, biological process: flagellated sperm motility; axonemal dynein complex assembly. The record is from RefSeq and is a predicted model, not a curated record. The transcript has 7 exons. Bases 36 to 635 code for a protein of 199 amino acids. Gene Ontology annotation, molecular function: dynein intermediate chain binding; protein-folding chaperone binding. Gene Ontology annotation, cellular component: cytoplasm. NCBI's taxonomy places the organism in Eukaryota, Metazoa, Chordata, Actinopteri, Cyprinodontiformes, Poeciliidae.